This is a messenger RNA of Hyla sarda, 1001 nucleotides long. It is a transcript of the gene NHEJ1, whose product is annotated as non-homologous end joining factor 1. Gene Ontology annotation, molecular function: DNA end binding. Lineage: Eukaryota; Metazoa; Chordata; Amphibia; Anura; Hylidae. Gene Ontology annotation, cellular component: nucleus; DNA ligase IV complex. Bases 9 to 827 code for a protein of 272 amino acids. The record is from RefSeq and is a predicted model, not a curated record. Gene Ontology annotation, biological process: double-strand break repair via nonhomologous end joining. The transcript is spliced from 7 exons.
UUCUGGAUAUGGUGGGAUGGCUGUGUAGGAACGAAAGUCCGGCCAUCAUGGCGCUGUCACAUGACAUUGACGCUCGCCUCUUGAAGCUGCCGUGCCAGACCGUGUGCAUCGGUGACUGCAGCUUCUUCACUAAAGUUCACUUUACAGAUUCUUCAUAUUGUCUUCUUGUGUCCGACCUCAGUGGGGUGUGGUGUGAGGAGGCGGCAGCCAGUGUUAUACUGGAGAGGUCAAAGGAGCUGAAUAAGCGUCUUAAAGCGCCCAUCUCCUCGUUUCUCGGCCAUCUGUCUCAGCUCAUUCUUCCCCUAUUGGACUCUAAGGAGAAGACCCCAAGCCCCUUGUCCUGCACCCGCACACAGGGCACAUUGCUGGUGCAUGUGAAGAGUCAGCUCUCCGGGCUCCCAUUUUACUGGGACUUUCACUGUAGAGAGGCCAGCGUCAGCACGGUGAGAGACGGGACAAUCACUUACAAACGACUGAAAACAGAGACUUUCGAUGAGAAUUCCUUCUACAAAUCUUUUAUGAGUAAGAAUAUUCCGGAACAGUGCGGCUCAUCGGGGCUCAGCGAGCGGCUGCAGCAGCUAUACAGCGAUGUGAUGAGCGCUAGAGAGGAGGCGGGGGCUGCAGAUGCAGGAAAUGCGCCAUCGCAUGAAAGUAACAGCCGCAGUUUUGCUGUGACCGACCCUUCAACAACUCAGCAAGAUAUGGAGGAUGGACAGACACAUAAACCGGCUCAGGCCCCUCCGGAUGACGUCCUCUCCCUCACCCAGCGCCCCACCAUUGUAGUAUCCAAGGCCAAGAAGAGGAAAGCUAAGGGACUGUUCACAUGACGUGCGCCGCAGCGUCUCCCGCCUCCUGUCAUUCAUUCUCUGCAGACAACAGGUUUCCAUCUGAUAAGCUGUGGCCCCCUAGUGGUGAAAAUGCAGAUCACGCCCCCACCUUGUAAGGUUCUUGUAUCCUGCUCUGGGAAUCUCAUUUUACACUUUUUUUUUUUUUUAUAAAGA